This is a messenger RNA of Frankliniella occidentalis (western flower thrips), 837 nucleotides long. RefSeq lists its product as uncharacterized. The record is from RefSeq and is a predicted model, not a curated record. Bases 198 to 833 code for a protein of 211 amino acids. The transcript is spliced from 3 exons. NCBI's taxonomy places the organism in Eukaryota, Metazoa, Arthropoda, Insecta, Thysanoptera, Thripidae.
UGAUGAACUCCUGUUAAGCACGAGUAGUGGUGGUGUCAUUUGUUAUUGUUUACUUUGACGACUUUGGCGACAACUCCGCUCUUCAAGAAAGAAGUACGUAGGAAAAAGAAAACAGUCCUUUUGCACAAGUGUUUACGUUGUCCGAGCACGUGGAUUUUGUUAAUUCUUCUACCUAGUGCAGUCGCUCAGCCUUCAAGAUGGGUAAAAGUAUACGCAGCAAGCGCAUGAGGCGCAACAGAAAUGUCAAAAGAGCUAAAACUUACAAUCCAAGAAUCGAAGCAAAACUCAAAGCAGCCCUUGCUUUUGAGUACAAUGAACAGACAGAAAAGGCUCAUCUUUCUAUGUUUCAUGAUAUCAUGAAUGGUCCACCCCCAGCUGUACCAGGAUUGGAGCCUGGCAGUAAAUUAGAAAGAGCUCAUCUUACUGAAGGCCAUGUGUCUGUAGAGAGAAUAAGCAACUUCAACGUUGGGAAAAUGAACAGGCUUUGGGAGGCAGCCACCCGAGCUGUAACAAAAGGAGCUCGUCAAAUCCCUGAUCCCCCAUCAGACCCCGAAGAUGAAACAGAAAUGGAUGAUAAGGAACCAAGGGUGUAUGAUCCUAAAACAAUGAAGGAUCAGUAUGGAAACUAUCCUCCAUGGAUGAACAAGAAAAAGGUCAAGGCAAAGUCUCAUGCUGCCAAAGUUCAGAAGGCUAAGGAUAGACGAGUAGCAAAGAGGAGGGCAGGCAAGGUUCUUCGCAAAGACACUGAUGGGCAAGGAAGCAAGAAAGUCUCAAAUAAGAAGAAUGAGAGUGAUGGUGAUGAGAGUGAUAUGGAAGUAAAUUUCUAUAAGUAAACAA